This is a messenger RNA of Cooperia oncophora, 1095 nucleotides long. NCBI's taxonomy places the organism in Eukaryota, Metazoa, Nematoda, Chromadorea, Rhabditida, Trichostrongylidae. The record is from the annotation of a GenBank genome assembly.
AUGAACGGGCCACUAUCGCAAAGACGCUCACUCAAUCAAAGGUAUGUGUAUUGUGCAUGUACGCAGUCGAUUCCUCAUGGAUACCAAUCGGCAACAGUGCAAGCAGAUGCGAUAAUGGCUAUUCAAGCAGAAUUGCAGGCGAAAGGAGUUGAAGUGUCUCUUAACAGCUUCAUUAUUAAAGCAGCAGCACUCGCUCUAAGGGCAGUACCAGAAGUGAAUGUGCAGUUAUCUUCUGAUUCACGAUUGAUUUUCCAUCCAACGGUUGACAUUUCCGUUGCGUACGGCCUCACCAACCUGAUCGUGAAGUCGGCGGACAUUCUGGGUGUUCAAGAUAUAUCUGUCAGAGUGAAGGAUUUGGCUGAUCGUGCAAGCGAAAACAAACUCAGGCCGGAUGAAUGUCAAGGAGGAUCGUUCACGAUUUCGUAUUUGGGAAUGUUUGACAGCGUUGAGCAGUUCACAGCCAUCAUCAAUCCACCACAGGCAGCAAUCCUUACUUGUCGAUUCAAUUUACCACAAUAUCUUGGAAAUCAGGGAAUGGAACUAUCUGAAAUAGUUUUCAAAGAAAGUUUUCAGCUCAGCAUGAUAACAACGACUUUUACUCGUCUCGUAAAACCAUUGGCACCAUCAGUACUACGUACUGUCGCACGUGAAAAGCAUUUCCUUGCAAACGUUCCACUGAAGAAACGUGGUGUGGACAAGGUGUCUGUCGACGAGCUCAAGGGGAAGGUACUUUUGCUUUACUUCUCUGCUGGAUGGUGUAGAUCUUGUAGAAUGCUCACCCCCAAGCUCAAGAAGUUCUAUGAAGAACUAGGAGAUGCCGACCGACCAAAUUUGGAAGUGGUGUGGGUAUCCCGUGACAAAGAAGCCGCGGAUCAAUUGGAGUAUUACGAGAAAGCAAUGCCGCCAUGGCUGUACAUACCAUUCGGUGAUGAAAACAUCCAAGGCUUUCUGGAGAAGUAUGACGUUAAGGUGAUCCCUGCACUGAAAGUAGUCAACGACAAAGGCGACGUGUUGAGUGAAGCAAGAGCUGACGUAGAAGGUUGUGUAAAAGGUGACGCUACAGUAUGCUACAAGAAAUGGAAAGAUAUGUACUAA